Molecule: messenger RNA, 1770 nt
Organism: Entrophospora candida
Lineage: Eukaryota; Fungi; Glomeromycota; Glomeromycetes; Entrophosporales; Entrophosporaceae
Source: the annotation of a GenBank genome assembly
AUGUCAGUUAUUGUGACUACUAAAAUUCCUCAGAAUGCAGUGUUUUUUGCAGGUGAAAGAUUUCGUUGUGAGAUCACAUUCACAUGUCCUUACAGUUAUUCAGGAAGAGUUACAACAGAAGAUAAAACUCACGCAGGAAAUAACGUUAAUUCACAAAUUUCCAUCAAUAAUCCUUUCGCCAACCUCCCAACCUCCACCACCAAUUCUACCACUACUAAUGCGACUAUUGCUGAAACUUCAAAUACAAUAAAAUCUGAGACAAAAACAGUGAACAGUGAAGAAAAUUCCAACUCUGACACAAAUGAAAAUAACGACAAGGUCGCCACACCCUUGACGGAAUCAUUUCAUUUUGCAGAUGCAGAAAUAGAUGAAGAAGGUGGAUUGAUUAAUUUGCAUAAAGCGGACAUUAGUGAUACCAUUUCCAUUAGUGAUUAUGACACAACUGAAUCAACGCCAAGAAGCUCAGUUGAUUUUUAUGGUAUUGGCUAUUCAGAUAGAGGUAGCGGUACUUGGAAUGGAUCACUAAUAGAUUAUAAAAAAUACAAUAUCAGCAGACAUUCCUCGAAUGGAUUUAGAUGCAGUUCAUCACCUUCCUUAACUCAAAAAUAUGAAACAUUACUGUGGGGAUUUGCUCAGAUUGUAGGACAAUUUACUGUAGAUGCUUCAUUGAUUAAAUCUAUCGAGUUUGAACCAUUGAAAACAAAAACAAUGUAUCGACCAGCUAGUGGAAAUGGAGCAGGUGGAGCAGUUGGUGGUGGAACAUUGGGAAUAUUUUCACCAAACUCGAUGAAUCAAUCGAGUUUGGCUGAUCUUCAAGAAAGAGCUGACACAUAUGAAUCAAGGCUACCAAAUGAUCUACCUCCUACACAUCGAGGCAAAGCAAUAAAAUUCUAUUAUAAUUUAAUAAUUGGAACUCAUCGGGGAUCAUCUUUUCUAUUGAUAAAAGAGGAUGGUUCGAGGCCUGUUUAUGAUCUGAUGAACCCUGUAGUUAUAUACAAAGAUGAAGCAGUGAUAACAUUUAAGGAGGAUAUGCCAAAGCCAAAAUUAGUUAAAAAAAGAGAUGAUAAACGUGAAGAAUUUAUGGAUUAUAUUAAAAAACUUGUCCAAAACAUGAAUAAAGAUGAUCAAUCAACGGAUAAAGAUGAGGAAGAGACGGAAAGCAAUAGUAGUAGGAAUGGUAGGAAUGAUAGUGAUAAUUAUGUAUUUGUUGAAAAAUCCGAGACACCAGUAGCAAACACCACAUCAAUUUUGUCAAAAAAUAUGAGAAAAAUUGCACAAUUGUGCCUUUUGAAAACAUCUUAUCGAUUAGGUGAUAUUGUCACUGGAAUUGUAAAUUUCAAUGACGCUGUUAUACCAAGUUUUCAGGUAUCAAUUACUCUGGAAAAUAGUGAAAUAGUGGAAUCAUCUAUUGCUAAACGUCCACAAAAUCAGAUUUCACGUCAAACGCGUAAAGUACAUGGAGAACAUCAUGAGUUUUGUCUUAAUUCAGAGAGGAUCAGCUUUUCCAUUUCCAUCCCAACGCAUGCCACCCCCGAUUUUUCUACAACAGGAGUGAAACUUCAAUGGGGUAUAAGACUAGAAUUCAUUACUGGUCCGAAGGGUCAUGUUCCAUUGGUAACUUUAACUGCCGAUGAACGGCAUCAUUAUUAUCAAGCUGUUGAGGAUGUUAGGGUGGAAACCUUUGAUUGUUUUAUUCCAAUAAAAGUAUAUCCAACAUCUUAUGAAUCUGCACGGACGUUUCCUUCUCAUCACACAUUUCGCGUAACAUAG